Schizosaccharomyces cryophilus OY26 is the source of this 639-nucleotide messenger RNA. RefSeq lists its product as uncharacterized. The transcript has 2 exons. NCBI's taxonomy places the organism in Eukaryota, Fungi, Ascomycota, Schizosaccharomycetes, Schizosaccharomycetales, Schizosaccharomycetaceae. Bases 1 to 567 code for a protein of 188 amino acids. The record is from RefSeq and is a predicted model, not a curated record.
AUGCUGUUGCCCAAAAAAUCAACCAUUCUUCUCCUAUUGUUAUAUUAUUUGGCAAUCCAAUGCUCAAUAUCCCGUGCUAUACCUUCACGCAGUUAUUGGAAAACCAACCAACAUAACGAAGGGACAAAUAGUCCAAGUGACAAGCCAGAUUUCUCCUAUCAGCCUAACACUGAACAAGAAGCCAAUAAUUUUCUGCAACCGAGAAACUUCAAUGAGGAUUUAAAAAUCAAUGCUGACGGUAUUAACAUACCAAAAGAUGUCACUAAAACAUAUACCGUCAUCGUUUAUACUCCAACGUCUCAGACUCCAGAGACAGUCAUUGUAUACACACCAACCAACAGCAAUCAAAGAACUGUCAUCGUCUACUCCCCGUCAAGCUCACCAACAGGAGGAAGUUCUAAACCACCAAAUGAAACACCCACUUGGACCAGUUCUGCUUCAUCAGCAGCCGCCACAAUCAUUACAACUCCCAAUGUGAAGCCACCACUUCGGUACCAAACAUCAACUCAAGCUCAACUGAUUCUGUUUCAACAAUGCCAACUGCCUCAAAUGGCACUGCUGUACUGACUUCUUUCACGACUGUUCCUAGUUCACCUAGUCAUUCUAGAUCUUCUAGCGAAGUGACUAGUUCGAUCCCAG